AUGUCGGCCUGGGUAGACUUUGAUGUGGGCUCAGCAGCUGAGGAUGGAUAUGAAGUUGGUGUCAGGUAUGGACCAAUGGAGAGAGAGACCAUUCUUUCCCCUGUGAAGUGUCCAGGGAAAGCAGACGUGGUGGCCUUCCUCUCUGAACUGUACGAAGCUGCCUUGUUCAAGCUGCUGUUGGAAUUGUUCAUCCGUCUUCCCUCUGCUGGCCCUGGCAAGUCAGGCCUCCAAGCCAAAGAGCUCUUUUUAAGAGUUCAGAUCCUCUGGAAGCAGCAGACUUAUGUGAUUUCUUUCUGGUGUGGAGGAAUUCAGCUGCUGUUGGAAUUGUUCAUCCGUCUUCCCUCUGCUGGCCCUGGCAAGUCAGGCCUCCAAGCCAAAGAGCUCUUUUUAAGAGUUCAGAUCCUCUGGAAGCAGCAGACUUAUGUGAUUUCUUUCUGGUGUGGAGGAAUUCAGAUUAAAGAAACUGGUGCUAACCUAGCUAUCUGCCAGUGGGGCUUUGAUGAUGAAGCAAAUCAUCUACUUCUUCAGAAUAACUUGCCUGCGGUUCGCUGGGUAGGAGGACCCGAAAUUGAGCUGAUUGCCAUUGCAACAGGAGGGCGGAUUGUCCCACGGUUCUCCGAACUCACAGCUGAGAAGCUAGACUUUGCUGGGCUGGUACAGGAGAUCUCAUUUGGGACAACUAAAGACAAAAUGCUGGUCAUCGAGCAGUGUAAGAACUCCAGAGCCGUAACCAUUUUCAUUAGAGGAGGAAAUAAGAUGAUAAUCGAGGAAGCAAAACGAUCCCUUCAUGAUGCUUUGUGUGUCAUCCGGAACCUCAUCCGUGAUAAUCGUGUGGUGUAUGGAGGAGGGGCUGCUGAAAUAUCUUGUGCUCAGGCCAGCCCCCUUAAUUUCUCUUUUCCAUGUAACAUAACUUAUUUAUAG
This is a messenger RNA of Galeopterus variegatus (Sunda flying lemur), 921 nucleotides long. RefSeq names its product T-complex protein 1 subunit delta-like. The transcript has 5 exons. NCBI's taxonomy places the organism in Eukaryota, Metazoa, Chordata, Mammalia, Dermoptera, Cynocephalidae. The coding region runs from base 1 to 921 and encodes 306 amino acids. Gene Ontology annotation, biological process: protein folding. Gene Ontology annotation, molecular function: ATP binding; ATP-dependent protein folding chaperone. The record is from RefSeq and is a predicted model, not a curated record. Gene Ontology annotation, cellular component: chaperonin-containing T-complex.